AGAUAUUUAGGUACACAAACAUUAAAUUAUUAUAACGAAGAUGAAAGUACCGAAUGCUUGUUUUCUAGUUCUUAUGGUUGCUAUAGGCAAAUCAGAGGGAAAAAGAAACAGACUCGUUAUACCAGAACCUUUACCGGAGGAAGAAUUUUGUCUAAUAAGUUGCAAAGGGGCAUGCUAUUAUCAAAUACAAAGGACCGUACCUUUACAAUGGCCAGGUGCAGACGGAGAAUGCGAUAACUUGCGCGAGGGUGGACAUUUGGCGAACAUAUAUAACCGAAGGUGUUACAAUGACAUUCGUGAAGCAUUAAUAAAACGGAAAAGCAGAGGACAAUUUCUCAUUGGAAUGAAAUACCAACAGGAAUUAAGCAACCUCGGAGACAAACUCAAUUUAUACAACAGCGAAGAUCGAGUGAAAAAUCCAAGAUGGUAUCGAAAUCGACCUAAUCGUAUUGGUCAAAAAGAAAUAGUUUUGAUAAUCGGCCAAAAACCAAAAUUAAGUGGACUGAGAAAUGUACUUGACGGUGGUCUGCAUCAAAAAAUCUUGUGUCAAGUCGAAAAGUAGCGAUAUCAAUGAAGAGAAAACUAAAGAAAAAAUGCAAUUCAAUGUACUUCACUAUGAAGAAUAAGAACGUACAUUCAUAUAAAGAAAGAAUAUAAAACCUCUGAAGAGCAAUUGUGCCCACUGUCUCGUAUCAUAGUUAUAAUAGUCAAGCAUUUUUAUAUAAAAAUAUUGUAUUUAUCAAUCGUCUAUCUUCAAAAUAUGGUUGGCCUAUCUGUGAGAUAAGAUUCUGCUCUGCACAUGUGCGAUCGCCUGCACUUGAAAUUUGAAAAAUCUUCAGUUCGAAUCUUAUCAUUGGAACACGUCGAUAGUAUUUUUUAUUCUUGUAGAAGUCAUACAGUCAUUUAUAUAUUGUAAUGCCUUAUUUUCUUAUUGCUACUGUUAGUGUAUUAAACUACAGUAAGUAAUUUAUAACAAGGUGCAAUAUUUUGCCUAAAUAAAAUAAAUGUAUUUAAAAAGUCUGUGAAUGAAUGUUAUAAUACCAUGUAACUUUUUGCGUCAGUAUGUAGAGUAGGCAAGACGUAAAUGUCAUGCGGGGCCGGUUCAUAGUCGUCCUCGUAUUAUGUCUUUAUUACACUAUAGUAAUAAAUCGUCUUGAUUGGGCAGAUGAGACGGAGGGUACAAAUUGUCCACGAGACCACGUCGGUUUUUAGACCAUUAGUCUUUUCACACCCCAUCUCGCGCGAAAAACAAAAGUGUCAUAAUCAAACAAUUUUUGAAGUUAGGUCCAAUGAAGUAUUUUGUGAACUGAGCAUAAAAUCUCAUUGGUUCUAUUGUUUCCCUUGCAGCUCAGCAAAGUUCGGGUUAUUCAAGUAUUUUUUUCAUUACUUCAGACAAUAUAAAUAUGAGUUUAUUUCCGGAAUGUCGGUGCGGAUUGUUUUGGCGUGAACUACAUAAAAGUAAAUAGUGUAACAGUGAUAGCAUUUUCGAAUCUGCAUUGCGUUUGAUUCCAACCAAUUGUACCAUCCCAAAUCAUGCUUGGCUAGCUAUAGUGCCGACUAUUGAACCGUAUACAACGUCGCUGAGUGGUUUUCACUUUACAUAGUCUUGUAACUUUGCAUAACUCAAACAUUGAUUGAUCCACUGCCACCGUUAUAUGGAGAUGUUCCCGAGAAAUAUAAUACAAUAACUACAAAAAUCGUAGUAAAAUAUCGGGUUUGUAGGAAUCGGG
This is a messenger RNA of Styela clava, 1730 nucleotides long. RefSeq lists its product as uncharacterized. Lineage: Eukaryota; Metazoa; Chordata; Ascidiacea; Stolidobranchia; Styelidae. The record is from RefSeq and is a predicted model, not a curated record.